Messenger RNA from Mycotypha africana, 1772 nucleotides. Its product is annotated as endoplasmic reticulum Oxidoreductin 1-domain-containing protein. The coding region runs from base 63 to 1670 and encodes 535 amino acids. Gene Ontology annotation, cellular component: endoplasmic reticulum; endoplasmic reticulum membrane. The record is from RefSeq and is a predicted model, not a curated record. Gene Ontology annotation, molecular function: thiol oxidase activity; FAD binding; protein-disulfide reductase activity. Lineage: Eukaryota; Fungi; Mucoromycota; Mucoromycetes; Mucorales; Mycotyphaceae. Gene Ontology annotation, biological process: protein folding in endoplasmic reticulum. The transcript is spliced from 7 exons.
CUUUUCCACUUUAUAUCGUCGCUUUUACUGACGCAAAAAGAAAAGAAGAAAGAAGAACGAGGAUGAAAAGUUCCUUCAUUGCUUUAGCAUUAGCUUCGAUAGCUGUAUGCCCUAGUUUCCAAGAAGCAGUAGUGAAAGGCCCUCAGCGCCCUUUACAAGAUCCCCAACCUGUCAACUUUGUAGAAAAUAUUUUGACAAGUACUAAUGGCAAUGACUACUGCAAUCCUCAAGGUCAAAUUAGGGAUACUUGUUGUGAUUAUCAGAGCAUCGAAACUAUUCAAAACGAUGUAUUUGACAAAAUUCAAGAAUUAGUGCAUAGUAAAUUCUUCCGUUAUUAUAGGGCUAACUUAUGGAAGGAAUGCCCUUUUUGGAAUGAAGAGGCAUUAUGCACUAACCGCGAUUGCUCGGUCGCAACCACUGACGAGAAUAUGUUACCAGCAGAUUGGCGAAAGGCUGCAAGUGCCGUCCAGGUCUCACCUCAAGGAUCUCUAUUUCAACCUUUCCAACAUAAAUGUACCUACAAAGAUCAGGAUUUCUGUCUCGUAGACGAUCAACUGGAUUCAGACAAUGUUAUUUAUUUAGACUUAACCGAGAAUCCGGAACGUUUUACUGGAUAUGCAGGUCCAUCAUCCGGCAGAAUAUGGAAGGCUAUAUACGAAGAAAAUUGUUUUGAUAUUGUCCACAAGAUGACAGAAGGAUGUGAGACUUGUAAUAACAUUAUGAAUCUGGGUAAUCAACGUGCUGAAGCUGCUAGAAGUGCUGACCAGGCCGUGGUCAAAAAGUCAUCCAAUCCAUUUGCCGAAGUACCAUCCAAGCGAUCAGAACUGAAGCAAUUUUUGAAUGAUUUGGCAGAAGAGCCUGAUGGUGGUGAGGACAGUAAAGAUGAAGUGUGCUUGGAAAAGCGCGUUUAUUACAGAUUGAUUUCUGGAUUACAUUCUUCCAUUUCAAUCCACAUUUGUAACGAAUGGUUUUAUAAGGACAAAAAUCUUUGGGGCCCUAACCUGGAUUGUUUUGUCAACAGAAUCGGUUCUCACCCUGAACGUCUUCAGAAUAUUUACUUUACCUAUGCCCUUCUCUUGAGAGCUGUUCAAAAGGUAGAACCUUACCUUGAGACAUACGAAUGGCGUACAGGUAGCGUAGAAGAAGAUGACAGAACGCGAUCGAUGAUCAAGAAUCUUGUGAAAAGCAUUGAUACGUGUCCUUCUACGUUCGAUGAGAAUGCUAUGUUCAAGGGCCCUGGAGCAUAUGCGCUUAAGAAAGAAUUCAGAGAUCAUUUCCGUAAUGUGUCUAGCAUUAUGGAUUGCGUUGGCUGUGAAAAGUGUCGACUCUGGGGUAAAUUGCAAACUGUUGGUUUGGGUACCGCAUUGAAGGUCCUAUUUUCUUAUGAAGAUAAAUCAUUAGAUCCUGUCACGAAUCCUGAUCUUUUUGAAAGAAAUGAAAUUGUUGCACUAUUCAACACUUUCAAUAGAUUCUCAGAAAGUAUUCACUCUAUCAAAACAUUCAGAAAGAUGUACAUUGACAAAAAUAACGCACCUGAAGCAGUAAAACCAGUUGAACAUUUGACUCAACGUGCGUACAAGUUGAUAUUUAAGCUCUUAUUACAACUCAAACUUUGGAAUAUACCCGUCCCCAACUUCCUUGAGUCAUUACUUACCAAACAAAUGUUUUAAUGUAUAAACAAGUGCAUACGCUAUGUUCUCUUUUAUUGUUACUAUAGAUCUUUCUUUUCAUUUCGCAUUACAUAUAGUCAAAACCCCUCAAUAAAGCAUUCU